ACUGAGAGUGGUUCUAUUUCGUACGUGAAUAGAGUCACGAUGAAAAUGACGCAAGUUGUGUGGGUAAUCAAUAGUCGACUGCCGUUUUAUCCAGCCAACGAAUCAAAAUCUCUUCGUGGUGAUUUCUCCAACGAUAAAAAUAAUAUUUGGCACUUGGUACAAUAGAAUAAUGCUACCAUUAUGAAUGGGCGUUUGUUUUAAUAAUAGUCGUGGGGACGCCGGCUGAAGACUGGUACGUGAGCGCGAUGGCCGGCCCGGGGUACGUCCUAGGCAUCGACAUCGGCACCACUUCGGUCAAAGUGUGCGUUUUCAACCCCGAAAACAACGAAAUCGUUGCUCAAAUCGGAAAGGAAACUCAAUCUAAUGUCCCCAGUGACCAAGGCAUCGACGGAAACAAACAAGACGUACCGAAAAUCAUUUCCGCCCUUAACACAUGUGUAGCCAAAUUACAGAAAAAUCUGCUACAGCAGAUAACGAAAAUCGGGAUAUGUGGGCAAAUGCACGGAGUCAUGUUCUGGAACCAGGAUAAAUCCUGGGAACGAGUGGAGAAAGACAACAAUUUGGUGCGCUACGACGUUGUCCAAGACCAGGUCUCCGCCCUCUACACUUGGCAGGACAGCCGUUGCGACACUUCCUUCCUGUCCUCCCUCCCCGUCCCCCAAUCCCACUUGAAGGUCUACACCGGCUUCGGCAUAGCCACCAUCUUCUGGAUGUCCAAAAAUAAACCAGAGAAACUAAAACGGUAUAACCGCUGCGGGACGAUCCAGGAUUUCGCCGUUGCUAUGCUUUGUAACCUCUCCAAACCCGUAAUGUCGGAUCAGAAUGCGGCGAGUUGGGGGUACUUCGAUUGCGUGCAUCAUCGCUGGAACGAGGAGAUUUUAAAACAAGCGGGGUUCCCGACACCUCUCCUCCCGGAAAUCAAAACGAGCGGGGAGACAGCGGGACGUUUGGCGGAUAACUGGCACAGUAUUCCCAAGGGGACCCCAAUUGGAAUUGCCCUUGGGGACUUGCAGUGCUCAGUUUUGUCCACCAUCGAGACAAAUAAAGAUGCGGUUUUAAACAUAUCAACUUCGGCACAGAUCGCCUUCGUUGCCGAAGACUACAAACCAACCACAGGGCCCCCGUCGGUAUCAACCGUCGAGUAUAUCCCCUACUUCAAGAACAAGUAUCUGGCUGUUGCCGCCUCCCUAAAUGGGGGCAACUCCUUAGCGACUUUCGUUAAAAUGGUCCAACAAUGGACUAUGACUUUGGGAUUCUCGGUACCACAAUCUAAAGUAUGGGAGAAGGUUAUUAGUUUGGGUUUGGAGGAGAAUAGCGUUUCAGAUUUGAAAAUUUCCCCCACUUGUCUUGGCGAAAGACACGCCCCUAAUGUCACCGCCUCAGUCACAAACAUAAAUAUCGGGAAUCUCGAGUUGGGGAAGGUCUUCCGGGCGUUAUGCAACGGCCUUCUUGUCAAUUUACAUAGUAUGAUGCCUAGGGAUGUCCUCCAAAAUGCUAACAUAACGAGGAUUGUCGGGAAUGGGUCGGGAUUGUCCAGGAAUAAAGUGCUACAAAACGAAGUGUUGAGUCUCUACAGAUUGCCUUUGGUGUUUACUACGGGGGGAGAUGCGGCAAAAGGGGCCGCCAUGGCGAUGAAUUUAGACACCGUUAAUUUUAAGUAACUAGAGUCCAAAUAUUAAAGUGAUAAAAAAUUGUCCAAUAGUGGCCUAUUUUGUUAGAAUGUAACACAAAUAAAGUUGUCUAUACGA
Tribolium madens (black flour beetle) is the source of this 1748-nucleotide messenger RNA. Its product is annotated as sedoheptulokinase-like. Gene Ontology annotation, cellular component: cytosol. Gene Ontology annotation, biological process: carbohydrate metabolic process. The transcript has 5 exons. The record is from RefSeq and is a predicted model, not a curated record. Gene Ontology annotation, molecular function: sedoheptulokinase activity. The coding region runs from base 246 to 1661 and encodes 471 amino acids. NCBI's taxonomy places the organism in Eukaryota, Metazoa, Arthropoda, Insecta, Coleoptera, Tenebrionidae.